This is a messenger RNA of Limanda limanda (common dab), 3916 nucleotides long. RefSeq names its product serine/threonine-protein kinase MARK1-like. The record is from RefSeq and is a predicted model, not a curated record. The transcript has 18 exons. NCBI's taxonomy places the organism in Eukaryota, Metazoa, Chordata, Actinopteri, Pleuronectiformes, Pleuronectidae. The coding region runs from base 260 to 2590 and encodes 776 amino acids. Gene Ontology annotation, cellular component: cytoplasm. Gene Ontology annotation, molecular function: tau-protein kinase activity; ATP binding; protein serine/threonine kinase activity. Gene Ontology annotation, biological process: microtubule cytoskeleton organization; intracellular signal transduction; protein phosphorylation.
CCUCACCUGGAGGGAAGUGCACAGAAAGGAAAGGCUAAUCCAGAGAACGGUGCACGUCGGGCCGCGGGGCCUUGUGGUGUGGGCCGGCUGCUAUGCUGCGGUGAAACCCCCCAAAACACGAAGCAGGCCUCGGCGCCGUGUGCAGUGGUGUUUCCAGGGGAUGUAGCGAGGGGACAGCUCGGAGGGACACACACCGAGGGAGGGACACACACCGAGGGACCGUGUCCUGCUCCGCCGAGCGGCCUGCGAGCCGAACAAGAUGUCGACCAGAACGCCAUUGCCCACGGUGAACGAGCGAGACACCGAGAAUCACUCAUCGGUGGACGGCUUUGUUGAACCCCCAGCGCCCCCCACAAAGUCUGCGAGUCGCCACAGUCUGCCGCGAUGUCGCAACUCUUUCACCUCCACGGAGGAGCAUCCCCAUAUAGGCAAUUACCGCCUCCUCAAGACCAUCGGGAAGGGCAACUUCGCCAAGGUGAAGCUGGCACGACACGUCCUGACCGGACGAGAGGUGGCCGUGAAGAUUAUAGAUAAAACCCAGCUGAAUCCCACUAGUCUACAGAAGCUCUUCAGGGAAGUCCGAAUAAUGAAGGUACUGAAUCAUCCAAAUAUAGUGAAAUUGUUUGAAGUGAUUGAGACGGAGAAGACACUUUAUUUGGUGAUGGAGUAUGCCAGCGGUGGAGAGGUAUUUGAUUAUCUAGUUGCUCAUGGCAGAAUGAAGGAGAAGGAGGCCAGGGCCAAGUUCAGACAGAUUGUGUCUGCAGUGCAGUAUUGUCACCAGAGGAGGAUAGUACACAGGGAUCUUAAGGCAGAGAACCUGUUGUUAGAUGCAGACAUGAACAUCAAGAUCGCCGACUUCGGCUUUAGCAACGAGUUCACUGUGGGCAGUAAGCUGGACACUUUCUGUGGCUCCCCUCCGUACGCUGCUCCAGAACUCUUCCAGGGCAAGAAGUACGAUGGACCAGAGGUGGAUGUCUGGAGCUUGGGGGUCAUCCUCUACACGCUGGUCAGCGGAUCGCUGCCCUUUGACGGCCAGAACCUAAAGGAGCUGAGGGAGAGGGUCCUCCGGGGAAAGUACCGCAUUCCUUUCUACAUGUCCACAGACUGUGAAAACCUGCUGAAGAAGCUGCUCGUGCUCAACCCCGUCAAACGAGGGAGUCUGGAGCAAAUCAUGAAAGACCAUUGGAUGAAUGUGGGUCACGAGGAGGAGGCGCUACAACCUCACAUCGAGCCUGAGGCCGACUUCAGUGAUUCAUCCAGAAUAGAGCUCAUGGUCACGAUGGGUUUCCCGAAUGAUGAGAUCACAGAGGCUCUAAAAGCCCAGAAGUACGAUGAAGUCAUGGCCACCUACCUGCUGCUGGGCAGAAAAGCUCCAGAGUUUGAGGGCAGCGAGCCUCUGUCCAACAGCAUCCUGGGCCAGCGGCAGCGACCGACCAGUGACAUCAACAACGGCUCCAGCGUUUCUCCCGCCCAUCCCAAGGUCACGCGCAGCAUCUCGGCCAAUCAGAAGCAGCGCCGCUACAGCGAUCAUGUUGGUCCUGCGGUUCCUCCAGCCACAUCGUACACUAAGCGUGGCCAGGCCUUGAGCGUGGAAAGUGACCACAGGGAGGAAUGGGACGGAGCGCGCCGGCUGGAGCUCAACACCUCGAAAGGAGAUGUCCCUGCUUCACCACUGGGGGUGCAGGAGAGGAAGAAAACUACAAGUGCUGUCGGGACCAAUGGAUCGAUGACUCGCAGGAACACGUAUGUGUGUGAACGUACCUCCACUGACCGAUAUUCAGCGAUUCCCAACGGCAAAGACAGCAGUUUAACCGAGGUGUCAGGUAGCACCCCAUCGACUGCAAUAAGCUCCACACGACCUCGACACACUAAGUCAAUGUCAUCGUCGGGGCAUCCUUCAAAGAGCACCCUCCCCCCCAUCGACGACAACACGGAGCUGAAAGCCAGCUCCUCUCCGCGGGGUCCCUCCACCUCUCCGUCUGCACACAGUAUUAGCACGCCCGAGAAGAACCGCUUCCCCCGUGGCACCACCAGUCGCAGCACGUUCCACGGCGCCCAGCUGAGAGACCGACGCAGCGCCACGUACAACGGCCCCCCCGCCUCGCCCACGCUGUCCCACGACACGGGGGCUCUCGCUCAGCAACGCAGGGGCACCUCCACUGGAAUCAUCGGCAAGAUCACCUCCAAGUUUGUGCGCAGGGUGCCCAGUGAGGGAGAGGCCAGUGCCACGGCAGGAACACCGAGGAGUGUGUCCGGCGAUCCCAAAGAGGACGGCGCUCGGGACUCCAAGCCUCGCUCGCUACGUUUCACCUGGAGCAUGAAGACCACCUCCUCCAUGGAGCCCGCCGAGAUGAUGAGGGAGAUCCGGAAGGUCCUGGACGCCAACAGCUGCGACUACGAGCAGCGCGAGCGCUUCCUGCUCUUCUGCGUCCACGGCGACGCCCGCCAGGACAACCUGGUCCAGUGGGAGAUGGAGGUGUGCAAGCUGCCGCGCCUCUCGCUCAACGGCGUGCGCUUCAAGCGGAUAUCGGGCACGUCCAUCGCCUUCAAGAACAUUGCCUGCAAAAUUGCCAACGAGCUCAAACUGUGACGACAGACGGAGUCCCAGUCAGUCUUCGGUGAGCUCUGGUCGCGGUCUCAUCUCAUCGCUGGAUGUUGACUCACAGGACAAACUUCAGCACUGUAGGUCCUCGCCGUGCAGAAUCAGGGUGGACUUGGCUGGUAACGUGCAAUACUGGCCACGAAUGUACUGUACAGGGUAGUGGAUCGGAGAGAUCGCGCAAGAAUUAACCUCUUUGACGGAGAGAUAGCAGAAACAGCUAACCCCCGCCCUCUCUCUUUUUUUUCUUCCGUCCGACUCUCUCUCUGUCUCUCUCAUCAGCCCACUGCUCCUCGUCAUAGGACACAUUCAUGUAACAUGCAGUAUGCAACUGAAGAUGACCAUCCUGCAAUAAUGUUUUCAAUCUCUUUUUCUAAUCGCCUACUACAAGAUCUACUGUCCUCGCUGAAAAACCAUUAAAAUUACUGAAAGCUAAAAUAGCCGCUUUGACACCUGUGUUAAGUCAGUAUAUAGAUCAGGCUGGAGCCCAUACUAAAACUAUGUAAAAAGAGAGUUGUACUGUAUGCAUAACAUCUGCAGGUACUGUAUUGUAUAUUGAUUUUGCGUUCUGUACAGGAUUUUAUUGUCAAUACUGUCUUUUUUCAUUGAAUUUUAAGUUCUUUCCUAAUAUAAUUGAUGUCUCUUAGAGCAUUAUCCUUUCAGCCUGUGAGUUUUUUUAAUUCCUUUUUUGUAAGAGCCACCAUAUGACAAGUGUUUUUAAUUUUAUUUAAAGAGCACUAAAUUAUUUUGUGGAAUAUUAAGGGACGUGUUCCCUUGCCUUUUAUGUUCUAUUUUAUUUGCCUACAGAGAAAAAGAAAAAAAAACACUACGUUGCACCACAUAGACUUGAGUAGUAAGUUCAGUUCAAACUGAGAAAUGUGUUCACUUUAUUUUCUCUCAGCAGCAGGUCGGCGAUUCGGAGGGGCCUGCUGCUAUUGCACAAGUUUUCCAGGGUGACGUGUAUGAACAUGAGAGUAUGCACCUGUGUUUCUUUCAUGUUAGUUUGGUAGUUCUCAAUUACAAACAGAACGCAGGGUUUAAAUCGGUUUACUUUAUAAAAACAAAAAAGGACGGGACACCCUUUUCCGAAGGAGUGAAGAUGCAUGAAAAGUCAAACAAUCAUCCUGAAAGAAGCAGAAUUUUCUAAAGUGUCUGAUUUAAUCCUGCCACCAGUGUGAUUGUGCAGGUACUUGUGUAUCUCCUCGCUUGUGGUUUUCUUUUUUUUGUUGUUUUCUUUUUUUUAAUUCAGCGGAAUUUAUUGUAUUUAUUCCAUUACAUUGUAAUGUGCUGCUUUGUAGAAUUGAGGCGUGCACUUUG